Odocoileus virginianus texanus is the source of this 2271-nucleotide messenger RNA. The record is from RefSeq and is a predicted model, not a curated record. NCBI's taxonomy places the organism in Eukaryota, Metazoa, Chordata, Mammalia, Artiodactyla, Cervidae.
AUCAUUAGCGAGGAAGACCCUCUUAUCACCAUCUGCCCCCACCCCCAGCAUGGGACGUAAUUCAUUUCUCUUGGUCAUUCCAGUCCCUUUCAUCCUGGGUUGCAUUCCUGCUUUUAGUCUUAUUUUGUCAUCUGGUUAAUUUACAUCUCUUUAUGCUUGGGCCCCUGAAGAAUGUCUGAGAGCCUUUGGAGAAGUGAGAAUUGAAACUCUGUUCCUCUAUGUCGAGCUGUAUACUAUUCACAACACAGUUGCUGACAACUUCAAGUGCAGAACUUCGAGAUCAUGAAGGAAAGAAACAGAAAAUUCAAUCCUCAGUUUUGUUGUAACCCUUGCAUGCUAAUUUUAUUAGGGAAAUAGCCAUUGAGAAACCAAAGCUUGUUUCACGGGAAAUGCAAGCCAUGACGACUAGGGAGAGGCAGAGAGAGCUAUAAAUUAAAGACUUCAGCUACUCAUUUAGCACAUGCUUCCUGGCUCCUUGCCCUGUCACCUCUGUCUUUCCAGAAACCAGGUAAGUUCCUUCUGCACCAACUCAAGAUUUCUGUGUUAUGAGAGCCCCCAUGUUUGUUAGUUUGAAAGAAGUACUUUUUUGGGUACUAAUCCCAAGUACCUAAUUUGCCUUGGGAUGGUUUUGUUUAAUUCAGUGUUUACCCAGCUGUGACAAUGUUAUCUUGUCUGACAGUAAGUUAAUUCAUUUUAUUUUUGAGUGAACCUGCAAGAAAUCCUUGCAAGGAAACGUGGGAAUGAGAUGGAAGUUUAAACAGCAGAUGUAAGAUCCUGCUGGAAUCAUCAUGGAUUCGCUGGCCCCAGCAAGUGCUUGGUUUGGGUUGGAUCUUUUCAAAGACCUGAGUAAAACGGAUGAAGGCAACGUCUUGUUUUCACCUGCGGGCAUCUCAACCACCAUCGGAAUGCUGCCCCCGGUGGCCCCGGGGGCCACUGCCACCCGGCUGCAGGAGUUAGAGAAGACAGAAGAGGUACAUCGCCAGUUCCAAAGGGUUUUGAGUGAGAUAAGCAAACCCAAUGAUGAUUAUGAACUGAAAAUAGCCAAUCGGCUGUUUGGAGAAAAGACAUACCUCUUCCUUCAAAAAUACUUAGAUUAUGUUGAAAAACAUUACCAUGCUUCUCUGGAACCUGUUGAUUUUGUAAAUGCCGCAGAUGAAAGUCGAAAGAAGAUUAAUUCCUGGGUUGAAAGCCAAACAAAUGAAAAAAUAAAGGACCUGCUUCCAGACGGCUCUUUAAGCAGCUCCAUCAAGCUGGUGGUGGUGAAUGUAAUUUAUUUUAAAGGGCAAUGGAACAGGGAGUUUAAGAAAGAAAAUACCAAGGAGGAGGAAUUUUGGCUGAAUAAGAACACAAGCAAGCCUGUGCUGAUGAUGACACAGCGCCAGUCCUUUAGCUUCAAGACCCUGGAGGAUGUGCCAGCCAAAAUUCUGGGCCUUCCGUAUCGAGACCAUGACCUCAGCAUGUUCCUGCUGCUGCCCAAUGACGUGGGCGGUCUGGAGAAGAUUAUAGAUAAAAUAACUCCUGAGAAGUUAAUAGAGUGGACUAGCGCGGGGCGUAUGGAAGAGAGGGCCGUGGACUUGCGCUUGCCCCGGUUCCGGGCGGCGGGCAGUUACGACCUGGAGGCCGCCUCCGCGGGGCUGCGCGCCGCCGGCCUCGCGGGGAGCCCCGGGGGCGCCGGGCUGCGGGCCCACAAGCUGCUGCACAGGGCGGUGCUGGAGGUGACCGAGGCGGGCACGGAGGCUGCGGCCGCCACCGCUGUGGGCUUCGCCGUCACGGCGGCCCCAGACUGGGAACGUUUUCACUGCAAUCACCCUUUCCUGUUCUUCAUCAGGCACAACGAGUCCGACAGCGUCCUUUUCUUUGGCCGAUUUUCUUCUCCUUAGCACAGUCCCUGCCUUGGUGAACAGCCGCCGCCACCUGUGCUGGGGUGUUCAUAGGCUUAUGGCAACAGCCCGCUCUUUAAAAAAUUGUUUUACUUGAAUUCCAGCCUUACCAUCAAAAUCAAUGAUUAAUGACUGCAAUAUUUACAAAUUUCUCUGAAACUGAAAUGUUUUGUUUGUGACGUGCGGAUAGCAAGUCAAAUCAAGGCUCCUUAAUAGGCUUCCACUGAUUUCCUCUAGGAAAUCAAUGCUUUGUACUUUUGUGCACUAAUGGAGAGAAACAGUCUCUUUUGUGAAGACCGUGGACUAGUGAUUUUGAGAUUCCCACCAGUUUCAAUAUUUUGGUAGUUUAUAACACAGGAGUAAAAGAAAACAAAGAUUUAUAUUCAGUUCA